AUGGCUGCAGUUCAGGCGAAUAAGGAUAUGGAAGAUCAGAGCCAAGUUGAAGUUGGCACUGAUGCACUCUUUGUUGGAGUUUAUGAUGGACAUAAAGGCGACGCCGCUUCCAUCUAUAUUAUAGAUCAUAUCUUCACUGAACUAUUAAGGAUGAUUCAGCAGAAUAAUAACUCUAUGAAUGAGAUUAUUCUGAGGCAAGUUGUUGACCAAAUGGAGACAGGUUUUAAUGAGUUUGCUAGAAUUAGUUUUGAGCAACAUCAUGAGGUACAGAAGAGUUUUGUUAGUUCAGGUUGUUUGAUUUGUAUCAUAUGGAAAGGGACGUUAUUUGUCGCCAACGUUGGAGACUCGCGCGCUAUACUCGGUUCUCAGAAGGGCAUUGGUAAAAGAUUGGUUGUUAAACAGAUGGUUAGUGAUCACAGUUUUCUAAAUCCAGAUAUUAAACAAGAAUUCACUGAAUUGCAUCCAGAUUAUAAUAAUCGUAGUCGCUACCAUAGCAUUGAAGUUAAAGGCUUAAUCGAGACAAGUAGAUGUAUAGGAUAUGCAUAUAUGAAAAAUGCACUGUUCACCAAAAGGAGAUCAUUCGAAAUCCCAUUGUCUGAAGUAGUGACUCCACCUUUUACAAGACCUUUGCUAUCAUCACAGCCAGAAGUUUUUUCAAGAGUCUUAAGUGACAGUGAUAGAUUCAUUAUAUUUGGAUCUGGUGGAUUUUGGAAAUUGAUUUCAAAUGAGAAGGCUGCUAGAGUUGUUAACACCAGUCCACGAGAUAGAAUCGCUGAAAGACUUGCCAUGCUUGCUCUAGAGAAGGGGGCUGGUAAAAGGCGGAUAAAAUAUCGUGACCUUAUAGAGAUUCCUAAGAGUAAUUGUAUUAGUGGGAACAAUGGCAAUCAAAAUUAUGGAUUUAGAUCGGCUUAUCAUGAUGAUAUAACUGUGAUUGUUGUCUAUUUGGACCAAAGGCCAUAUAGGGAGGGUGUGACGCCAAAGAUCAACUCCUAUGCAGGCUACGAUUACGCAGUUCAACAAUCAGAGUUUACAAAUUUCUAUAAUAAUGCUAAUGUGUGA
Messenger RNA from Trifolium pratense (red clover), 1059 nucleotides. Its product is annotated as probable protein phosphatase 2C 68. Bases 1 to 1059 code for a protein of 352 amino acids. NCBI's taxonomy places the organism in Eukaryota, Viridiplantae, Streptophyta, Magnoliopsida, Fabales, Fabaceae. Gene Ontology annotation, biological process: protein dephosphorylation. The record is from RefSeq and is a predicted model, not a curated record. Gene Ontology annotation, molecular function: protein serine/threonine phosphatase activity. The transcript has 2 exons.